AUGAAGAGCCCUGUGGCGUACGGGAAUCCGGUCAUGUUUGGUCAAGUGGACUGGAAUCAUCAAGCAGCCGGCCCCCCCAUGAGGAGAGGGAAGAGCGUGGAGGAGCUGGGAGACGCUGGCUGGGCCAAAGAACAAGAGAGGUUGGCCCAUUUACAGCAUUUACAUCACCUACAUCAACUCCAGCAGCAACAGGUGGCCUACCCUGGUUAUGGAAUGGUGCACCCUCCACAUGGGAAUGUCAUGGUUCCGAGUCCGGUUAGCCCCAUUCCAGCUCCGGGUUUUCCCAUGGCGGUUAAUGGUGGUAUGGUUCAUCUCCAGCAAAUGAUGCCAGUUGGUUCGGUGCCGCCUCAAAUGCACAUGCCGGGGCCAUGGCCAGUCCACGCUCAAGUCGGACAAGUUGAGAAGCCCAAUGUUUACUACCACCCCGGCUCAGAGUAUGGACACCUCGACGUGAGGAUAUCGGAGUGGAAAGGAAAGCACUGUUUUUACCAAGGUCCAGAGGAGACGCAAAACCAGGAUUACAACCCCAGGAUACAACCACAGCACGACAAUAUCAACUUAAGUUAUGAGGAGCCUCGAUAUGAAGAGGCCAGGAGAAGGAGGGAAGACUGGGACCGGGAACAAGACCAACUCAAAGACCAAUAUGCGCAUAGAAGGCACUCGGAGGAACUAACGGACCGAGAUUACAACCGGAGAUACGACAAUCGCUACGACGACCGCGAACAGGAAUACCAUGACAAUCGGAAUUACAAGGAGCGCGACGAUUACUGUGAAAGGCAAGACCGGUACGCUAGAAAAGACAAGUAUUACGACCAAAAAGACAGUGAUAGAGAUAAGGAUUACUACGAGCCAAAAGAAAGGUAUAGGGAUCACUACAGGGAACGAGACAGAUAUGAUAAACGAGAACAUGAGCGAUACGAGUCUAGAGAAAGGUGUAGUUACAAUCAAAGAGGUGAGGAUAGUUAUCGUAAAAGACCAGGGCAUUACGAGAGCAGACAAGACGACCGGUACAGAGAGAAAGAUGCAUCCAACAGGUACAAAGAUAGAAGUGAUGAGAGGAGAGAUGAGCACUACAGCAGCAGGAGGAGGGACCCUUACCGAGACAUGGACCGGUAUGAAAGAAGAGAGCAAUACGACCAUGACAAAGACCGUCGCAACUAUGACGGCAAACCAAGAGACAGGUACCGGGAUUUACGUUCGCUUUCUGACGAAUCGCGAUACGAGGAGUACCCCCAAAAGGACCGCAACAAGUCGCACUGUGAAGAAUGGGUGGAGCAGCAGAAUAAGAAGUUGGCUCUGGGAGACUGCUUUGAGGACCCAGGGGUUUACAGAGCCAGCAUGGACACAGAGAGGGGGUAUGAGUCCAGCUCUGGGGGAACCAAGCGGGGUCGGAAACCAGUCUACAUGGGGUCUCUGGACCGAAACAGCUUCUACAGGAAGACGGCUCCCAGCUCCAUGCGAAACUCUCAGUUCGGCACCACCAGGAAGCAAAAGAAAGAGAUGACGCUGCUGUCUGCUCAGCCCAAACCCCUGGACUCGCCCCUGGUCCCAGAUGAGGCCCCGGUCCCGAGCACUGAGGCCGAGGACCCAGAGGUCAGGAUGCUGGAGAAGAGGUCCAAGGUCAUCGAGGAGCUGCUGCAAACUGAGAAGGACUACAUCAAAGACCUGCAGAUGUGUGUGGAGGAGAUCAUAGAACCACUGCAGCACAAACAGGUGAAGAACGUGGACUUCGAGGGUCUCUUUGGAAACAUCAGCUCCGUCAUAGACCUGUCCCAGCGACUGUUCGAGACCCUACAGGACUCUGAGGACUCCGUCGGAAACGUGUUCCUGACGUUCAAAGUGGAGCUGGAGGAGGUUUAUAAAAUCUAUUGCCAAAACCACGACGACGCCAUUUCUCUGCUGGAGACGUAUGAAAAAGACGAGACGAUCCAGCGACAUGUGGCGGAGAGUCUGGAGCGGCUCAGGGCAAUUUACCGAGCCUGGGGUAAGACCAACUACAUAAACCUGGGCUCCUUCCUGAUCAAGCCGGUGCAGAGGGUGAUGCGGUACCCUCUGCUGCUGAUGGAGCUCCUGGGGGCCACGCCCGACUCUCACCAGGACCGCCCCGAGCUCACACAGGCCCUGCUCGCCAUCAAGGAGAUCAACGUCAACAUCAACGAGUUCAAGCGGAGGAAGGACCUCGUGGUGAAGUACAGAAAAACAGACGAAAACACUUUUAUCGACAAGAUUUCGAAGCUGAGCAUGCAUUCCAUCAUAAAGAAGUCGAACCGCGUCAGCAGCCACCUCAAACACCUCACGGGCAUCUCUCCUCAGAUCAGAGACGAAGCCUUCGACGAAGCAGAAAAGAGGUUCCGGCUUCAGGAACGACUGAUCAAGUCCUUCAUCAGAGACAUUUCUCUGUAUCUCCAACACAUUCGGGAGUCUGCGUCUGUGAAGGUCUUGGCCGCCAUGAGCUUCAGUGACAUCUUCUCCGAGCGCAGCCUCCUGACUCCAGAGCACUUCCAGAGAGCUCACCGCUCCAUCAGCGACAAACAGUUCACUCACUUUAAGGAGCAGACCGAGGCCCUGGUGAUCCAGCCUCUGAACCAGCUCCUGCUCAUGUUCUCUGGGCCUCACAAACUCAUCCAGAAGAGAUUCGACAAACUUCUGGAUUACGACAACUGCAAAGAGCGCGCCGACCGCCUCAAAGAGCGCCGCGUCCAGGACGAGCUGCAGCGAGCGCGAAACACGUACGAGGCUUUGAACGCGCAGCUGCUCGACGAACUCCCCAAGUUCUACACGGCCGCAGGCGACCUGUUCAUGGGCUGCGUGCGGGCGUUCGCUCAGGCCCAGAAAGGGUUCAUGAAAACCACACUGGGAGAGCUCAGGCCCCUCCUACAGUUCUCGAGUAAACUGGGUAAAGACGGAAACCUGGUCGCCAAGUUCCAAGACGAGUACAACGUUGUCCUCCAGCUGCUUCAAAGUUUCAGUUUCUGCCCCGAUAACCUUCCUCCCGCCUCCGCCGCUGCCGCCGCCGCCAAGAAACCCUUUGAAAGGAAAACUCUGGAGAAGCAGACGUCCAAGAAGCAGCUGCAGACUCCUCCCAGAGUCCUGCAGACGGAGCAGCACCGCACUGAGCUCCUGGUUCGCUUUGCUCCAGAGAAACUGUUCCAGGCCGACAGGAACUUCAACGCGGCUCAGGAUCUGGAUGUUUCUAUUCAGGAAGGAGACCUGGUCGGUAUCAUCAAGCAGCAGGACCCGAUGGGAAGCAACAACCGCUGGCUCAUCGAUAACGGAGUGAGCAAAGGCUUCGUCUACAGCUCCUUCCUCAAACCGUACAACGCUCGCCGGAGCCAAUCGAACGUCUCCAUCGAGAGCCAGUCGUCCAACGAGUCCGGAUACGGCGGCUCCUCCCCCGUCUUCUCGCGCCAGAAUAGCAGCAGCACUCUAACGUUCAACCAGGAGAACGCCACGGUUAGCUUCUCCACGUCGCAGCCUGAAUCCGAAUCCUCGAGACGGAGCCACAACAGAGAUUCUCAGGACGUCGUGAGUCAAAGCAACUCCACGAACUCUUCUCUCCGGAAUUCAGGUCAGAAGGAGCUGUCGACGCCGCGGGACGUGGAGCUCCCCUACUGGCAUUCGGCCAAUCAGAAGAGCUCGUACGGCGGACACGGUGCCAGUCCCAGUAAGUACAAGGACGUGUCGGACCUAUCGGAGACGGACUCCAGCUCAUCGUCCAAUAGGAAUGGGCGCUCGCGGUACGCAGCAGAUAAAGGCUAUAAUUCCCACCAAUGGAGAAACGGGAACGCCGAGAAGAGGAAGCCUGCGGUUUACAGCAGAGACGACUACAACGAGCCCGAACCAGCACCAGCACCAGCAGCGGACGACUUGGACGGUCACCAGAUUUAUUACGCGCUCUACUCCUUUAGCGCCCGCUGUGACAAUGAACUGAGCAUUUCGGCCAAUCAGAGGCUGCGGAUCCUGGAGUUCAAAGACAUGAACGGCAACGACGAGUGGUGGCUCGCCGAAGCGGACGGGAAGCGAGGAUACGUGCCUUCCAACUACAUCCGCAAAUCAGAAUACACAUGA
Messenger RNA from Knipowitschia caucasica, 4068 nucleotides. The record is from the annotation of a GenBank genome assembly. NCBI's taxonomy places the organism in Eukaryota, Metazoa, Chordata, Actinopteri, Gobiiformes, Gobiidae.